Molecule: messenger RNA, 1121 nt
Organism: Lineus longissimus
Lineage: Eukaryota; Metazoa; Nemertea; Pilidiophora; Heteronemertea; Lineidae
Exons: 3
Coding region: 47-865 (272 amino acids)
Source: RefSeq, a predicted model, not a curated record
UAAUAACUCUGGACCCCGCGCGCCGUCCGUCCCAUGUCAGCACCUAAUGCGACUCAACACUUCUUCCGACAUCAUGCCCCUGGUGAACCGGCGCAGGCUGUACUCUCAACGGAGCCUCAGCGUGGGGGAGUUCGCGUCGCGGCGAAAGGCGUCAGAGGAGAAUUAUUACAACUGCUCGCCGAUCGAGACGGAUGAUCGGGAGAGCAUAUUGUGCCCGUCGCGGAUGUCUAACGCGGACCCUGCCGCCUUGGAAGGGAUUAUUGGGAAACAGUUCAAGAUGCCAACCAGGAAGAUAUCUGUUGUGGAGAGGACCGGAGUUAAGAAGGUGAUACCUAGAGCCCGGUCGAUAAGUGUUGGCGAGAACGCAAUGCCGUUACAGGGAUUUCAACAGUUAGCAUGCUCAGGUCCCAUACUCAGUCCACGCGAGGGGCAACCGAAAUUCACGAACUUGGUUUCAGGUAAUCCGCAAUUUAACUUGGAUGGAGUAUCCCAUCUUUCUCACUCGCAGGAGAGGAUCAUUGAUACAGUUCAGAGCUCAAUCAACUUCACAACCAUGGAAAACAGGCGUUGGGAGAGAAAAUCUGAACAUGACAUCGCAAGUCCUCUGGAAAACAGAGGUUUUCCUAGUUUUCCAAGGUACUAUUCGGAGCACACGAACAUCAAUUGCUCAGGAUUUUUGGGAGUAAACAUAACGUCUUCUCGUUUUGAGAAUGAAAGUUUGAGGUCUGUGCAGCCGCGGCCAUUGGAUAAAGAGAUUCGUGUCAUGAAAUGGUUAAAGGACUGCAAGGCAAAAGGGGCGGAAUCAACUGGGCUCCCAGUGCAUCUGCCGGAUAUCAGCUUCUGUGACAAGGUUGGGUCUGCUUAAGCGCUUAAACGAAAUUUAUUUGAUUCAACAAAUUGUAACGUGCCCUCUUACUGGUCGGUCAUGUUGAUCUGAGAAUGCGACAACCAAUCCAGCGGACCUUAUGGUUGGGAAAGCGGCCAUUAAUUUUCAAUGCAGCCAUUUUAAAUUUUCCAUGCUUUAGAAGGCGGCUUAUGAUCACGGAUGUUUAAGCAAUAAUAAAUGAUGCACGCUUACAAAAUAAAAAAUUUUGUUGAAAAUCUCGGAUAUACGUCUAUAA